AUGCCCUUCAACCCAUUUACCUCGGUGACCGGUCGCAAUGCCCUCACUCUCUUCGACAUCCGGCUGGAGACCGACUUCCUGGUAUUCCGUGGAAACGAGCACGAGGCCAGCGGCCAGAUGCUAAAGGGCGUCCUGGCCAUCUGCGUCCCGGCACCGAUCAAGAUCGAAGACAUCCACCUACGCCUGACAGGCGUGCAACGUUUGGCAUGGAACGACCCGAGAUCAACGCCUUCAACCGGUCUGUCCUCAUCCAAAAUAGACCGCUCAAACGUCAUCUUGCAGCACCAAUGGGCUCCGUUUUGGGGUACUCCUGGCAAGAGCGCCAUUCUCGAAAAGGGCAACUAUGAGUUUCCUUUUGACCUGUUACUCCCUGGCGACACGUCCGAGAGCGUUGAGGGUCUGCACGAGGCCAGCAUCACGUAUAAGCUUAAGGCCACCAUCGCCCGCGGCAAGCUCGCCUACGACCUCCAUGCGUACAAGCACGUCCGCUUCGUACGCACCAUGGAGUCCUCGGCCCUAGAGUUCCUCCACGCUAUGAGCGUCGAGAACGUCUGGCCCAACAAGAUUGAGUACUCCAUUGUCGUUCCCCGCAAAGCCAUCGUCUUUGGCAGCGCCAUUCCUCUCGAGACCCGCUUCAGCCCUUUGCUCAAGGGCCUCGAACUCGGCGAUAUCACCAUCCGCCUUUUCGAGAUCCACGAGUUCGUGUCCAUGCCCAUGGGCUCUUCCAACAUUGUCAUGACCGGCCUGCGCGAGUACAAGAACGAGCGCGUCGUUGCAUCAUGGGUGCUGAGCGUCAACAACGAGGACCACUGGAACGACAUGAUUGAGGACACCGGCCAGGAAGGCUGGGUGUUGAACACCUCCCUCGACCUCCCGCACAAGCUGGGCCCGUGCAUCCAAGACGUCAACGUGCACGGCAUCAAGGUUCGCCACAAGCUCAAGAUGGUCGUUGCUCUCAAGAAUCCUGACGGGCACGUCUCCGAGCUGCGCGCCACCCUACCCCUGACCUUGUUCAUCUCGCCAAACAUCCCCCUCGACGAACAGGGCAACCUGACAUGCCCGGCCCGAAUCUCGGCGAGUCCGCAGGAAGCCGCCACACAGGCCACGAUUGCACCGCCCGGCUACGGCGAGCACAUCUUGGACCAGCUCUACGACGAGAUGGACGUCCACAACCUGCAGACGCCGGCCCCCAUGUCGGCGAUGCACAGUCCGCUGUACGGGCUUUCGCGUGCCGGAUCUAGCGAAAACUUGGCAUCAAUGGCCGCGGCCGCCAGCAUACCGGUGCCACCCGCAGCUCUCACAUCACGGCUGCAGGAUGUCUCGUUGCGCGAGGCGACGAUCCGGAGAAACCGCAGUUCCACGCAUAUCACUCCUCCCAUCUCCGGUGUCAGCACGCCGUAUUCGCCCGUCCACGGGCACCUCUACUACCAGCACAUGCAGCAAGUGCAGAACCAACAGCUGCAGCAGGCUCUCAAUAGCGCAGACAGCAACAGCGGGACAGACUCGCUGUCAAGACGCAACAGUGGCGAGUCGCACCACACCGAACACAGCGACCCUGAACACGUCGACUUUUCCGACAUGUCAGAGCUCUGCAAGGUCCCAUCCUACGGUACGGCCAUGAAGAACACGCGGGUGGCAGCCAUUGCCAUUGGUGACAGCGCACUGCAGCUUCCCGACUACCGCACGGCAGCUGCCUCGGGUAGCAUGUCGCUGUCGUCCUCCCCCGUCAUGAGGCCCGCCUUGAUGUCGUCUUAUACCGGAACCUCUCUCAUAAACGAGCCGCUUUCCCUGAUCGCCGAGACACCGCAGGAUGCUGCCGACAGUGUGGGCAUGCGUCCGCGGAAUGCCAGCUACCACAGCGAGACCAACCUUGUCGGCAGUCGGCGGCGCCAUCAGUCGGGAAGUACCACGCCAUCGAGCAGUCGGCAGAACACGCAGGGCGGCGACUCGGACGAGCGCAGCUGGCUGCACCUGCGGCAAUCACGCAACCGUGUAGCCACAUGA
Messenger RNA from Grosmannia clavigera kw1407, 2004 nucleotides. Its product is annotated as carbon catabolite repression protein. Gene Ontology annotation, cellular component: cytosol; cytoplasm; plasma membrane. The transcript has 4 exons. Lineage: Eukaryota; Fungi; Ascomycota; Sordariomycetes; Ophiostomatales; Ophiostomataceae. Gene Ontology annotation, molecular function: protein-macromolecule adaptor activity; ubiquitin protein ligase binding. Gene Ontology annotation, biological process: ubiquitin-dependent endocytosis. Bases 1 to 2004 code for a protein of 667 amino acids. The record is from RefSeq and is a predicted model, not a curated record.